Molecule: messenger RNA, 1902 nt
Organism: Mesocestoides corti
Lineage: Eukaryota; Metazoa; Platyhelminthes; Cestoda; Cyclophyllidea; Mesocestoididae
Source: the annotation of a GenBank genome assembly
AUGGCUUGCGACAGACUGAGAGUAGUUGAAUACCGAAAACUGUUGGAACCAGAUGCUUUUUUCAACUUCGGACGACCCAGGGUCGGACCACCAGGUCUUGCUGUUAUCUUUCGUCGUCCUCUGGAUAAGGCCAUGCUGUUUCUGAUCGCACUAUCAGUAAUAGGCUUACUAGUGCACGCCAUUGUUGCUUUUCUCUUUCUUCCUGCUUUUCCGAAGCCCUCCCAAAAUGCCUCCAACGAAUGUGCGAUUCUUAUGGGUUCGUGGAAUAGUGCAAACACAUUGUUGCGCUUCUAUGGCGUUCCAUAUGCUGUUCCUCCUCUAGCUAAGCCUGAUGACCAAACUGUUGACCUUUUGAGGCAAUACUUAGGCGUUGAAACGGGCAAACCUUCUCUUCGUUGGGAAAUGCCCCGGAAGAUUAGUGGUAUUGAAGCUUGCAUUCUAGCACAUCACGACCGCUGUAGUUUUCGGAAGAGUCGUUGGACCUGCCAGUUUGGAAGAAUAAAUCCCAUCAGCUCAUGUGCCCAGCCUUUGCCAAGAAGUAAAUUAGACUUAACUGAUACUUACACACUGUUCCAACAAGAAAAAUGUCUCCAAAUGGAUAUAGCCACUCCGCUCUAUAAUGGUGUCCUUAGGCCCGUGGUUGUAGUUAUUGCGGGGUUCCAAUUUUUCACCGAACCACUGAUGCCCCCUGACUACCGAUUUCCUGCAUACUGGCCUAGCGAUGACGCGGUUCUUGAUACUGACGUGGUCUGGGUGUAUCUACAUUAUCGUCUAGGUAUUUCUGGCUUCUUUUACAACCUUAGCGCCCAGGCAGCAUCAACUAAUUCGAGUUACAGUGUUUCUUUUGAAAAUUUUGCACUUCAUGAUCAAUUAGCAGGUCUUCGGUGGAUAAAACAGCACAUAAAACAAUUCGGUGGCGAUCCGAAUCUAAUAACGGUUCUUGGAGCUGGUUCCGGAGCGACCAGUGGUUUAGCACUAUUAUAUAUGCAAGCGAAGGGGGAAAGAUUGUUUAAUCAAGCCUGGCUAUCAAGCGGUACUGUGCAUUGGCAUACCAAGCGAGACAGCGUUAAGAGCAAGAACAUACCAAGUGAAGCCUUUCUGCAGCUUGUUAAUCGCUAUGCUGGCCUGCAUUGCACGACAGGAACGCCAGGAGAGAAGCCAAUCAAAAUCGUGUUCUCUUCUAUGCUGAGUGAACUCGAGGGUUGGCCAGGUAUGGGUAAAUCAUGGAUGGAUCAACCAGAUUCAAGUCAAGUGAAUCGAUUUGCGAAAAUGUUGCAUCGCUUCAGGAAAGUGGCCCCUUCAAGUACCGUUCAGAGCCUGAAACAGCUACUCAAUACGGCAUGGAACGAGGAGGUGAUGCGAGCGAAAACCGAAGACUCAACAGCUUUUUCUCAUCAGCGCCGCAGACAAGAGUUUAAUUUGCAACUCAUGAGCAUACUUCGUUUCUCUUGUCCUCAAUCAUGGAUUCUAACUAAGCUUGCGGCAUCUGAUGGUGUUUUUUAUAAGCUCCUCAACACUGAACCACCUGAUCUCGCAGAGCCAUUUGCUCCAGGACCCCGACCUGUUGGUAAGGGAACGCCACCACCGAAACGACUUGCUUUCCACGCUCUCGAUUUGAUGAUUUUGACGGGCAAACGGACGGGCUCACGAGAUUUUGGACUUGACGAAACUCCGCGGAAAAGACGCUUCAGAACUUACAAAGAAAACCUGAAGAGCAUGUUUAGGGCCUUUGUACAUGGCGGUGAAAUUAAUUCGCAGUGUAGAGCGACUGUGACUGAUCCAUACGGCUGCCGUGUUAGUGGACUUGGAAUCGACUCCUUUGCAGAGAGUCGAACUCUAAAGAAGUUAUGCAACAUCAUUGAUUGGAAAAAGUGGAUUUCACACAUUAUUGUGCACAACUAA